Myotis daubentonii (Daubenton's bat) is the source of this 3512-nucleotide messenger RNA. RefSeq names its product ST6 N-acetylgalactosaminide alpha-2,6-sialyltransferase 5 (gene ST6GALNAC5). Gene Ontology annotation, biological process: oligosaccharide metabolic process; ganglioside biosynthetic process. Gene Ontology annotation, molecular function: alpha-N-acetylgalactosaminide alpha-2,6-sialyltransferase activity. Lineage: Eukaryota; Metazoa; Chordata; Mammalia; Chiroptera; Vespertilionidae. The record is from RefSeq and is a predicted model, not a curated record.
CGAGGGUCCGGUUCAGUUUUAAUUCUGUGUCUAAUCUCUGCAACGCCGGCGCUUCCUGGGUCCCGCGGCUCCCCUGCCCACUCAGCCGCCGCCGGCCGCCGGGCUCAAAUCAGAGCCGCCCGCGCCCCAUCACCCAUCAUGGAAAUCCUUCAAGAAAAAGUGGCUCCGGACGCAUGUGCCUGAGGAUUCCGUACAAAAGAGGUGCCCAAAAUGAAGACCCUGAUGCGCCAUGGUCUGGCAGUGUGUUUAGCGCUCACCACCAUGUGCACCAGCUUGUUGCUCGUGUACAGCAGCCUCGGCGGCCAGAAGGACCGGCCCGCCCAGCAGCAGCAGCAGCAGCAGCAACAGCGGCAGCAGGCGGCAGCGGCAACCGGCAGCGCGCAGCCGUCGGCGGAGAGCAGCGCCCCGUCGCGCCUCGGGCCCCGAGUAGGACCGCGAUCGCUGGACGGAUACCUUGGCGUGGCGGACCACAAGCCCCUGAAGAUGCACUGCAGGGACUGUGCCCUGGUGACAAGCUCGGGACAUCUGCUCCGCAGCCAGCAGGGCCCGCAGAUCGACCAGACCGAGUGUGUCAUCCGCAUGAAUGACGCCCCCACGCGCGGCUACGGGCGCGACGUGGGCAAUCGCACCAGCCUGAGGGUCAUCGCCCAUUCCAGCAUCCAGAGGAUCCUCCGCAACCGCCACGACCUGCUCAACGUGACCCAGGGCACGGUGUUCAUCUUCUGGGGCCCCAGCAGCUACAUGCGGCGCGACGGCAAGGGCCAGGUGUACAACAACCUGCACCUGCUGAGCCAGGUGCUGCCCCGGCUGAAGGCCUUCAUGAUCACACGCCACAAGAUGCUGCAGUUCGAUGAGCUCUUCAAGCGGGAGACUGGCAAAGACAGGAAGAUCUCCAACACCUGGCUCAGCACUGGCUGGUUCACAAUGACCAUUGCACUGGAGCUCUGCGACAGGAUCAAUGUGUAUGGCAUGGUGCCCCCGGACUUCUGCAGGGAUCCCAACCACCCUUCAGUCCCUUAUCACUAUUAUGAACCUUUCGGACCAGAUGAAUGUACAAUGUACCUGUCCCAUGAGCGAGGGCGGAAGGGCAGUCAUCACCGCUUCAUCACGGAGAAACGAGUCUUUAAGAACUGGGCACGGACAUUCGAUAUUCACUUUUUUCAACCAGACUGGAAACCAGAAUCACUUGCUAUAAAUCAUCCUGAGAAUAAACCUGUGUUCUGAGGAAUGAGCGUGUCAGACCGAAACCCCAAGCACCCACUGUACCAGACACCAAACCACUGGACUUCCUGAGCCCCAGACACAAAAGAGGAACAGAACUGGCAGGACAUAUCUUCACUCCUCAAUACCAUGUGCAGAUGCCUAUGAGAAGUGACUACAAAACAGCGCCACUGGCUUACAGGAAAAUUCCAGAAUUAAUACACUCUGAUGCGUGUUCUCCCUUUCAAAGAAGCAGACCUCUUAUUUCAAUGAUGCUGCCAUGGUUACAUUUUGGGUCUCUUUAAGUAUUGCCUUCAAAACUGAAACAUGAGCAGCUCAACAGCAUUUAUUAGGUGUAUUCCUUUAUAGAAAUGCCAUGUCUGCCAUGUCAAAAGACACUUUUCUAUCAAGGUGUAUCCUGACCUGACCUAUAACCUUUGUCAUCUGUUGGCCCCUGUGUGUGUGGUUUGUAUAAAGCUGCCUGGAAGUGUUUCUGAUGAGCACAGCUCCACGGACUUUCAUAAAGUAAAUGCCCAGUAUUUAUUUACGAAGAGUUUUGUAGUGUACUCUAGGCCAGUAUUUUUAUAGAUUAUUAUGUGGUAAUUUAGCCCUAUCUUUAUUUAGGUAUUGUAUUCUAACGCUUGAAUCCCCAACGAUGGUUGGAAAGGCCUGGAACCGGGCUGAUGAGUUGCUGUGCUCAUACGGCUCAUUGUCAGCGUGCAGUUGGAAUUUUCGCUUGGCAAUGUUGUCUUGCAUUUUCUGAACCCUUAGGCUUCCAGAAUAGCUAUCACAUUUCCCAAGGUGCAGAAAUGCUCCAAAUGACAAAACUGAAAACCAAAAACUGUGUCAUUAACACAGAAAGAGACUAAGAAGAGAAACUGAAAGAUAGUUUCCUUUAGUAAUAAUUGGUGGGGUUCACUUAAGCCCUGGUUUCCUUUUCUGCAGAAUGAUGUCCCUAUACUAGAUGACCUCUUAACAUUUCAUUCCAAAACUGAAAUUCUAUGGGACUUUGAGUCAUUUCAGGACCUUGAACUUGGAAUGAUGGGGCUCCCACAGUAACAGGGGCCUUCCAUAUUGCCCUACUACCUAUCUCCCUCUUGUGAUUAAAAACAUAGGUUAUCCCUGGUCCCCAGUAACUAAAAUCUACUCCCUGCUUUGAGAAAGAGAGAGAAGAAAGAGAGAGAACUUCCAUGGUGUUGCCUGACUACAAGAGCAAGGGACUGCACUUCUGUGAGUCUGUCAGGAGAAUUCUCCUAUCAUAUCACGCAUUUAUCCUCUGAACUAUUUAGAUUCACUCCCUGCAGAUCUUACAUUAUAUUCACCACCAUUCAUCCCUGGUGUGGAGGAGUGUGAAGGAUUUAUUUUGUUCAGAGCCAAGGUCAGUCGGUAUGAGAGAUUUUCAUUUAAGCAAGUAAUAUUGUUCAAAAAUAGUCUUUUAAACGAUAUAGCAGUGUGUGUGUUUUUUUUACCCAUGGAUUAAGAGGCAUUAGUUUCUCUAAUGCCAAAUUUGAAGGCACCAGCAAAUACCAGGUAUGAAGACUGAUGUUGUUUUUACAGAACAUGAUCUGGCUUGUGAUUCAAGAAGUUGUCUCACAUUACCAGUUCUUUUCCCUGUCCUUAAUCAAUACUAAGAUCCCAUGUCCCUGCAAUAACUGGUCCUAUUAAUUACCUGGAGUCUGGUUGUUGAGAUGCAAACACGGCCUAGAUAUUUAUACAUAUAGCAAAAUGAAGUUGGUGUUAUCGUGGUGUGGCUUGAGCUAUUAAAAGCCAGUACAAUUGAAAUGUCUGUUCAAAACAUACUGGAAUGUGUCCUAUAAAUUUUCUCAUACUUUGUAAAGAGAAUUUUUUUCCAGUACAAUCUCUUCUGCAGCAUGGACUCUGAAUACACAAUACUUUAUGAACCUUUGAAAAGUGUAUAAACUUUAGAUAAUUGACAUACAGGCCACCCUUACCAUCACUUGAAGGGAUUAUAUUGUUCAGAUGUAAGUAGCUCCUUUAACUACUUUUAUGGACAGUUAAGAAGACAUACUUGGGAAAUGCAACGGAGUAUAUAUUACUAAUCCAAUAAUAUCUCAAAUGUCUGUGUUAUCUUCAAGUUUUAGGGUUUGUUUGUUUUUUAAAGACCUCAUGGUAGCUUCAUCUUUUUUUGUAACUCCUCCCUCUCAAAUACCCAAAAGAGUCGGGGGGAAAAAAACCAAAUUCUGAAAUUUCUGUCUUCACUGGGAAAUAUUUUAAAUAUAUGUGUAGCUAGGACAUGUGAGUGUGUGAGUUUAUAUUUUUUAAAACAUGCUAUAAAUAAAUGUAAGAAAUUA